AUGGGAAGAAGGAGAAGCCCGGCUCUGCCGCUGCUGCUGAUCUUUGGCGUCCUCGCCGUCGUCCUCGCGGCUCUUCCUCCCCUCGCCGAAUCCAGCAGCAGCCACCACCACCACCACGGCCAUGGCCACCACUCCCGCGUCCAAAGCAGAGGGCACGGAGGAGAGGGAGAGCAGUCGUCCUCGGCUGCGGCGGCGGCGAAGGCGAGGGGGAGCGCGUGGCCGUGCUGCGACAGCUGCGGCGGGUGCACCAAGUCGGACACGCCGCAGUGCCGGUGCAUGGACGCGGCGCCCGGCGGGUGCCACCCGGCGUGCCGGGACUGCGUCAAGUCCUCCCUCGCCGUGCACCCGCCCGUGUACCAGUGCAUGGACCGCGUCCCCAACUUCUGCCAGCGGCGCUGCAGCGCCAUCGCCGCCCACUGA
Messenger RNA from Triticum turgidum subsp. durum (durum wheat), 420 nucleotides. Lineage: Eukaryota; Viridiplantae; Streptophyta; Magnoliopsida; Poales; Poaceae. The record is from the annotation of a GenBank genome assembly.